AGCAUUUGGGUUGAAAUUAAUUCACUUUAAAGAUGUUAAGAGGGGUAAAUAAAUAGAAGGUUAGUUUAAGUGCUAAACUAAGUUGUCGGGACAAGUUCGGAGGGUUUUGAUGUAUUAUCUCAAACAACACUUCUGCAUCAAGGAAGAUAUAUAAAACAACCAUCUCCUUGCAAGCUCUGAUAUAAACACACAAGCAACAAUCUCCUAUAUACUUUUUGGCUACACUUACCUUUCUUGAAAAGGGCAACCAUCUCCUAUAUUUUAGGGCUAAAAUGGAGCUUAAGAAACACCUACAGCCACAUGCAGUACUGAUACCACUUCCUCUUCAAGGCCAUAUAAAUCCAUUCACACAUCUUGCCAUGAAGCUUGCCUCAAAAGGUUUCACCAUUACCUUUGUCGGCACAGAAUCAACUCACCAGCAGAUGGCUAAGUCUCAGUCACUUAAAGAUGAUGGCAACCCUUUCUCCCAUGCACAGAAAUCUGGUCUUGACAUUCGUUAUGCCAAAAUUAGUGAUGGUUUUCCACUGAGCUUUGACAGGAGGGCCAACGUGAGACAGUUCGUGGAAGGUCUCAGUCAUGUGUUCCAAGCUCAUGUGGAUGACUUCCUUGAAAAUCUAGUCCUCUCAAAACAAAAUCCACCAAUUUCUUGUAUAAUAGCUGACAGUUUCCACGUCUGGGGAUCAAUGAUUGCCAAGAAAUAUAACCUUGUCAAUGUUUCAUUUUGGACUGAACCAGCAACUGUGCUUACAGUCCUCUAUCACAUGGACCUGCUCAAGAGUAAUGGCCACUUUGGGUGUCAUGGUAAGCACGAAGACACCAUUCGAUAUAUACCAGGAAUCCAAGCCAUUCAACCAGAAGAUUUACCUUCAUAUUGUCAAGAUGCUGAUCCAAGUAGCAGUAAAUAUGUGUUCAAGUGUAUUGAAGAUGCACAGAAGGCGGAUUUUGUCAUCGGUAAUACAGUGCAAGAGCUAGAGUCUUCAACCAUCUCGAUCUUACAAGAGCAACAGCCAUUCUAUGCCAUUGGGCCAAUCCUUCCCACAAAUUUCACCAAGAGCACUAUUUCAACGAACCUGUUACCGGCAUCAGAUUACACCGACUGGCUCAAUACCAAACAGGAUGGUACGGUGUUAUACAUCUCAUUUGGUAGUCUUGCUAAUUUGAGUAAACAGGAUAUUCUGGAAAUAGCACAAGGCAUUCUGAUAAGUAAGGUGAGUUUCAUUUGGGUGCUACGUCACAAUAUCUUAGUUUCUGGGGAACGAGACAUUUUGCCUCUUGGAUUUGAGGAAGAAACUGCAGAUAGAGGACUGGUUGUGCCAUGGUGCUCUCAACUAGCAGUACUAUCACACCCAUCAGUUGGAGGGUUUUUGACUCAUUGUGGAUGGAAUUCAGUCUUGGAGAGCAUAUGGUGUGAAGUUCCAAUGAUAUGUUUUCCUGUUACGUCGGAUCAACUUACUAACAGGAAAUUAGUAGUUGAUGAUUGGAGGAUCGGUGUGAAUCUUCGCACUGGAAGAUUAAUCAGGAGGGAGGGAGUUGCGGAAAAUAUUGGAAAGAUAAUGAGUAGAUCAAAUGAAAUGAAGAAAAAUGUAGAAAAAACAAGGAUGAUCGUUCAGAACGAACUUUCUGAUGAGGGAUCUUCAGAGAAGAAUCUCAACCAAUUCAUAGAAGACAUGAAGAACAAAAUUCUUCAGAAAAAUUGAAAUGGUCAACCAGAGCUUCAUAUCACAUUCGCGCUUAUCAAUUGCAGUUCAGCAAAGCCGGAACAUAGCAAGUGAUGUAUUUUAAUUUCUUUCAUGAAGUAACUUAGCAAGUGAGGUAUUGGUUCUCCAAGUGUACCGGAAUGAAUAAUGGCAUAACAUACAAUAAAUAUUGUGCCUUAAACUAGUCCGGGCAUCUAUAUGAAUCUCGCUAUUUAUCCA
This is a messenger RNA of Capsicum annuum, 1916 nucleotides long. Its product is annotated as UDP-glycosyltransferase 86A1. Lineage: Eukaryota; Viridiplantae; Streptophyta; Magnoliopsida; Solanales; Solanaceae. The coding region runs from base 273 to 1697 and encodes 474 amino acids. The transcript is spliced from 2 exons. Gene Ontology annotation, molecular function: UDP-glycosyltransferase activity. The record is from RefSeq and is a predicted model, not a curated record.